Molecule: messenger RNA, 2205 nt
Organism: Seriola dumerili (greater amberjack)
Lineage: Eukaryota; Metazoa; Chordata; Actinopteri; Carangiformes; Carangidae
Gene: sh3bp5b
Product: SH3 domain binding protein 5
Exons: 9
Coding region: 290-1717 (475 amino acids)
Biological process (GO): negative regulation of protein tyrosine kinase activity; intracellular signal transduction
Cellular component (GO): cytoplasm
Molecular function (GO): protein kinase inhibitor activity
Source: RefSeq, a predicted model, not a curated record
GCGAAGGGAGAGCGGAGCGGGGAGAGACGCCACAGCUCGGCCCGGCUCGGUGGACGGAUACAAAACCAGGAUGUUCUUCUUCCACAGACUCGUCCUCUAGGAAAAGACAAACACAAAAAAACAAAAAAAAACGUAAAAUAAUUUAAGGUGGAGACACAACAAGUAGGCUACUGCUCCGUGAAUCCAACGUGCGGUGACAGGCGGAGACAGAUGAGCCCGCUCCGUCUGUGGUGUCUGUAGGUUAGUCUUGUCUUUUGUUCGGCGGUGACAUCCAUCCUCCAUCUCCACCAUGGAUCAGUCAGAGAGGGAGCACAGGUCGGACGACGAGACGGAGUACGAAGACGAGGAGGUGGACCCCAGAGUCCAGGGGGAGCUGGAGAAACUCAACCAGUCCACCGACGACAUCAACAGAUGUGAGACGGAGCUGGAGGAUGCGAGGCAGAAGUUCCGCUCGGUUCUGGUGGAGGCCACGGUGAAGCUGGACGAACUGGUGAAGAAGAUUGGCAAGGCUGUUGAGGAGUCCAAGCCUUACUGGGAGGCCCGCAGGUUGGCCCGACAGGCGCAGCUGGAGGCCCAGAAGGCCACGCAGGACUUCCAGAGAGCCACCGAGGUUCUGCGGGCGGCGAAGGAGACCAUCUCCCUGGCCGAGCAGAGGCUCCUGGAGGAGGACAACCGGCAGUUUGACUCCGCCUGGCAGGAGAUGCUGAAUCAUGCCACCCAGCGGGUGAUGGAGGCGGAGCACACCAAGACGAAAAGCGAGCUGGUGCACAAGGAGACGGCGGCCAAGUACACGGCAGCGAUCAGCCGCAUGAAGCAGCUGGAGAAAAAACUCAAACGCACCAUCAACAAGUCCAAGCCCUACUUUGAGAUGAAGGCGAAGUACUAUCUGCAGCUGGAGAAUCUGAAGAAGAACGUGGACGAGCGGCAGGCCAAGCUGACUCAGGCCAAAGGCGAGUACAAGGCGGCGCUCAGGAACCUGGAGAUGAUCUCCGACGAGAUCCACGAGCGGCGGCGAAACUCCGCCAUGGGCCCCCGGGGGAGAGGCGUGGGCGCGGAGGGCGACAGCGUUUCCGGGGACGACAUCUCGAGCUUCAAAAUGGAGUCCGAUGUAAUAUCCAUGGCGUCGGUGUGUUUCGACGAUGAGGCGUGUGGCGGUGGCGGUGGCGGCGGCAGCAUCAUGUCUGAAGAAGACUCUGAGACUCACUCCACCUGCAGCCUGGGUUCGUCUCCCAGCAGCCCUCAGGAGCUGAUGUCGCCCUGCCCCUUCGCCAGCUCUUCCUCCUCUUCCUCAUACACGUCCUCCUCCGCCUCUCCGUCACCGACUCCCUCCUCCUCCUCCUCGUCCUCCCCUGCUCCUCCCUCCAGGCCCUGCAGUCUGGAUCUUCCCAGCACCGUGUCGUUGUCCGACUUCAGCCUCAUCUCGCCCGUGCUCGGGCCUCGCAGCGAGUGCAGCGGAGCGUCGUCGCCUGAAUGCGACAUGGAGAGAGGUGACCGGGCGGAAGGUGCAGAGGGGGAUCUGGACAACGCUCCCGCCACCAACAACAACAGCAACGGCAGCUCCGCCUCCACUUCCACCAUCAAGAAGACCUUCAGCCUGGAGGCGCGCUUCAGCUUCCUGAACCUGCGACGCCCUCGCACCGACAACGCCAAAAAACUGGACAACUGCUCCCAAAAGGCGGAGCCCGGGCAGAGCGUGGUCCUGGUCAAAGGAGUCUGAGGGACAAAAUAAACAGAACUUAUUAUCGUGGGAUUCUGACUCUUGCCUCGACUCUUUCUGACCCAGUGACAGACUGAUUCUGACCCAGUGAUGAACUAUGACGGGCUGUUUAUAAGCUAGAUGCCACAACUGCACUCCAUUUCCGAACUCCACUGCUGUUGAAACUGUGUUGGUGAAGGGUGAUGGAAGAAUAAAGAUUGUUAGAAAUUAUUCUUCAUGUUAUUUUAUUAUUUUUUUUCCCACUAACAGCUGAAAAAGCUCCUGUCACAAAAGCAAAUGUACACUAGCUGCCUGCGGACGACCUCCGACUCCGGAUCAUCUUAAACCUGCUGUGUUGUUGUUGAAUAAUUGGUAUAACUUUAUUAAGACUGAGGAUUUAUUACUGUUAAAAAGCAUCGAGCAUGCUGUAAACCACACAGAGGUGAUGUUCUGCUUCAUUCAACACUUAAAAGAAUGUGGAUAUGUUCAAUAAAUAACUGGUCUCUCAA